This is a messenger RNA of Ceratotherium simum simum (southern white rhinoceros), 2873 nucleotides long. The record is from RefSeq and is a predicted model, not a curated record. Lineage: Eukaryota; Metazoa; Chordata; Mammalia; Perissodactyla; Rhinocerotidae.
CUUUUGCAGAUGUGAAGGGCCAGUGAACUUUGGACCCAGACAGUUGCUUAACACUCCUCUCCCCCUCCCUCACCCUCCGCCCUUCUUGACUUCUUGAUUUGCCUGAAAUCCCUAAGCGUUUGCCUGGCCUUUCCUUUUACUGCUGGCUGAAAAGGAGGAGCGGUCAGACCACAGUUCCUGGAGGCUGCGUCUCCUGUGACUGCUGCUGGCCACCGUGGGAACCUGCUGACCCCAGGGCCAGGGAAGGGCAAUGCCAGGAAGCUGGUGACGUCUUUCUUCUCCUCCACCAUGGUUGACGGUGUUAAGUAUGAAGUGGCCUCCCAGCAUGAGAAAGAUGCCUCCCCUUUAGCUGAGGAGGCCAGCCCAGGGUCUGAGCAGGUAAAGCUGAAGAAGGAGAUCUCGCUGCUUAACGGCGUGUGCCUGAUUGUGGGGAACAUGAUUGGCUCGGGCAUCUUUGUUUCUCCCAAGGGCGUGCUCAUGUACAGUGCCUCCUUUGGCCUCUCCCUAAUCAUCUGGGCUGUCGGGGGCCUCUUCUCCGUCUUUGGGGCCCUUUGUUAUGCGGAACUGGGCACCACCAUUAAGAAAUCUGGGGCCAGCUACGCCUACAUCCUUGAGGCCUUCGGGGGACUCCUUGCCUUCAUCCGACUCUGGACCUCCCUCCUCAUCAUCGAGCCCACCAGCCAGGCCGUGAUUGCCAUCACCUUUGCCAACUACAUGGUGCAGCCCCUCUUCCCGAGCUGCUUCGCCCCCUAUGCUGCCAGCCGCCUGCUGGCUGCUGCCUGCAUCUGUCUCUUAACCUUCAUUAACUGUGCGUAUGUCAAGUGGGGAACCCUGGUACAAGAUAUUUUCACCUAUGCUAAAGUAUUGGCACUGAUCGCCAUCAUCAUCGCAGGCAUUGUUAGACUUGGCCAGGGAACCUCAACUCACUUUGAGAAUUCCUUUGAGGGCUCAUCUUUUGCAAUGGGUGACAUUGCCUUGGGACUGUACUCAGCUCUGUUUUCCUACUCGGGCUGGGACACCCUCAACUAUGUCACUGAAGAGAUCAAGAAUCCUGAGAGGAAUCUGCCCCUCUCCAUUGGCAUUUCCAUGCCCAUUGUCACCAUCAUCUACAUCUUGACCAAUGUGGCCUAUUACACCGUGCUAGACAUGAGGGACAUCCUGGCCAGUGAUGCUGUUGCUGUGACUUUUGCAGACCAGAUUUUUGGAAUAUUCAACUGGACAAUUCCACUGGCAGUUGCAUUAUCCUGUUUUGGUGGCCUCAAUGCCUCCAUUGUGGCUGCUUCUAGGCUCUUCUUUGUGGGCUCAAGAGAAGGCCAUCUCCCCGACGCCAUCUGCAUGAUUCAGGUUGAGCGGUACACGCCGGUGACAGCUCUGCUCUUCAAUGGUAUCAUGGCACUGAUCUACUUGUGUGUGGAGGACAUCUUCCAGCUCAUUAACUACUACAGCUUCAGCUACUGGUUCUUUGUGGGGCUCUCUAUUGUGGGUCAGCUUUAUCUGCGCUGGAAGGAGCCUGAUCGACCUCGUCCCCUCAAGCUCAGCCUUUUCUUCCCCAUUGUCUUCUGCCUCUGCACCAUCUUCCUGGUGGGUGUUCCACUUUACAGUGAUACCAUCAACUCCCUCAUUGGCAUUGGCAUUGCCCUCUCAGGCUUGCCCUUUUACUUCCUCAUCAUCAGAGUGCCAGAACACAAACGACCUCAUUGCCUGCGAAGGAUUGUGGCAUCCACCACAUGGUACCUCCAGGUCCUAUGUAUGUCAGUUGCUGCAGAGAUGGAUUUGGAAGAUGGAGGAGAGAUGCCCAAGCAACAAGAUCCCAAGUCUAACUAAAUACCUCCUGGAAUCCUGAGAUAUGGAAAGCAGGGGCCUCUUGUCUUAUACCGGCUGGAGCCAAGGAAGUUGAAAAGGAAAGCUGACUUCUUUGGAGGCACCUGUCCAGAAGCCUGGUGUGGGGAGCUUUAACAGCUUUGACCUUGCUUUUUGAGAGAUGGAAAGUAAUUUAUUUGUUUUGCUACCUAUUGUUCUAGAUUUUUUUAAAGGGACAAUAAAGCAGACUAUGGUGGGGAGCAUGUCAGGUGUGGGCUUGGUUGUUCUAAUAGCACAUUCCCAUGUGUUAAGAUAUUCACUCACCUCUGGAUGUGCCUACCCACUCUUUUCCUUUAAAAGGGCCACUAAUGCUCCAAAUUUGUCUCCUUUAGAGAGACACAAAACUGUCACAGAUGCUGGACAAUAAAAGGGUUAUGUUCCUAAGCUUUGAGUGGCUUCGUUUUAUAUAGUGUCCCUGGGACAGCUCCCAUUAACCUGGCAGGAAGACUAAAAACAAUCUUAUGCUUGAAAGUAUCCAAGUAUUUCUUCCCUCUCAAGCCAGUGGCUGAAGGCUGAUGCAACCAAUCUCUACCCAAGAGAACACCUAAAGUGCUAUAGCAAAAUGUUAGGUUGUUAGAAAAAAACUGUACCAGCUUCCAUUCUUUUUAAUUAUCACUAAGAAUUUGAGCACAUCUACUACUUGAAGGAUACUUUAUAGGUAAUCUUGGGGUAAAUAAAUGUGGUUACUCUAUUUAGCUACAGUCUGAACUCAUCAGGCAUACCUCUGUGACUACACUGCAAAUAUGGAUAGAACAUAUCUAUGGGGUGGGGCCUAAGCUCUUAAUGCCACUGGAUACAACACCAAGACAUUUCCUAAGAGCAUGGUCCAGCAAGAGCAAUCACCACCCAAUCUAUUCCUCAUUUUUCUGAAGCACACAAUCCAUUUCCCUGUUUAAUAAGUAUCAGAAAGCAGCAUGUAGUACAGAAGUUUACUAACUCUGGAUGGGAAGAUCACUUGGCUCCCCAGUGCCGUCUUACACUUAGAUGUAAAAGUCUGUAGUGGAAUCCACUUU